AUGAUUUGCAACUCAGAAAGAACUUUAGCCAAGAUGAAGGAAAAGCUCAAAGAAGCUAUAGUUGGUGCGCAGUCUACUAAUGGCCAAGUAAGAGAAAAUUCUGAGAAUGCUUUAUGGAGCCUGUGCUCGGAAAAUCCCAGUGCAACCUGUACAUCUCUAAUGCAGCUAGCUUGCGGUAUUGAAAAUGCGGUAGAAGACCGAAUCUUUAGCCUGUUGUCCUUAAGGAAACUAAUCACUAUGUAUUGGAGUGCAGGGUUUGAAUCUUAUAGAGGUCCGCCGGGUAUUGGAGACGAAGGGAAACGAAUGAUUAGAGAAUCAUUAUUGAAUUUGGGCCUCGACGACAGCCAGGAUACGAGACUGAAAAACUGCUCUUCUUAUUGCAUUGUCCAAAUUGCCGCAGUUGAUUUUCCUGAUGAGUGGCCUACCCUUGUCGAUUCAAUCUUUGACGCGAUACUGCAGCGCCAAUCUCUUAGUGCCCUAUAUGUGCUCAAUGAAAUUUUUGAUGAUGUAGUAUCAGAGGAGAUGUUUUUCCAUCGCGGUAUUGGAUGGCAGACGAUACAGCUCAUUUUCAGGAUUUUGAGCAACUCAGAUAGUUCCACACAGGCCAAAACAGCUUCUGCUAAACUCUAUCAAGCGUGUCUUUUACAAUUACAAUCCCCGAUGGCAACUUCAACGCAGGACUACAAAUACGCGCUCUCUAACCAUAUCCAAGAAUCAGUUCUCUUACUCAUAAAGGUAUUAAAAGAACAUCACAUCGCCAAAGGGAUCAACACAAGUGCUCUCAAUCUCCAACAAGUUUUACUAAGCUGUCUUAAUACCAUCAAAACUGGGUUUUCAAAGAAGCUUUUUACUAUAGAAUCGGCACAGGAACUCAUAGAAUUUUUGUUCGAGAAUUUCAGGAAAAUCGCAGAACUUUGUAUCGAUGUAACGAUUGACCCUGAUAUGAAGCUUGCUGCUAACGAAGUUGGGAUCCAGAUGGUUUCCCUUUUUGCGACUUUAAUGGAUACUUUGACAGAGAAUCAAAAUUGGAACUUUAUAGUGGAGAGCUUUGUGAUUGCUGGAAUGAUAAGCGACGAGGACGCAGAGUGCUGGGAUAAUGACUUUAAUGUUUUCGCGAGCAAGGAAACCGGCCUCUCAACAUCUUUCACUGUCAGAGACGAAUGUGAACAGUUUAUGCAGGGACUCUCUGGCUUCGCAUAUAAUUCAGUUUUCAAUGCCCUCACUUCAGCCCUAAUCUACAACGAAUCCCCCAAUUGGAAGGUUCAGGAGUCGAUACUGUUUUUUAUCCAGGCUCUCUGCGGAAAUGAAGAUGAUGAAGUCUCUUUUAAUUUUGAGAAAACUCAAUCUUUGCUUAACACACUGCGACAGAUACUGGAGCUGGAAGACUCGCAUAUACUCGUCAAGACAAGGAGUUUGAUUGCCUUGCCAAAGGUUAUAGAAAGGUUUAUGGAGACUUUGGAAAGCGUCAAAGCACUAGUGAAGGAUUCUUUAUUUCACUCUUUUUCAUUGGCUCGUCAGACACCUAGUUAUACAGUCAAGAUAGGCUGCUUAAUAUCUUUUACUUACUACGCAAGUUUUGCGGAAUUGGAUUCGGUCUUGGGUCCUGGAUUUUAUGGGGAAGCCCAGAGAUCUGUGUCCGCCAUUAUUCAAGAACUCCUGGAGGAAGCUGAAGAAGAUACACCCAGCAUUUUGUUAGAGGCCUUAGCGCCCACUCUAUCUUCAAACCACAAAACUACAGAAACAAUCUCGUUUUAUCAGCUGGCGUUACAACUGAUACUUAAAAUUUCCUCCAAACAUCCUUCCAACAUUCAAGUUGGUUUAGAAGCUCAAGAUUGUUUGUCUAAUCUUCUCAAGAGUACUAGCACGGAGGAAUAUGUCACAUACUCAAAGACUUGCAUUCCGUUAUUCGCAAAUGUUCUCAACGGUAUGAUAGAGAACAAGUUUGCUUAUGCCCCGAUAGUUUGCCUUUCCCUAGAAAUGCUUACAGUCUUUAUAAAAAGAAAACCAAGGGAUGGCUGCUUGCCCAGCGAUAUCACAUCAUAUGUCUUCAAUCCUUUAUCUGACAUUCUUAUCAACUCCUCUGAUGAUGAGAUAAUGCAGCUUACAUCUGAUGCCCUAGUGUAUCUUAUAAGCAAUUCUGAGCCACACCAACUUUUUCCUCACCUUAACGUGGUUCUAUGCGACCUGGAAAAACUUCUUUCGGCUGAAACUUCUGACUCAGGUGCAAUACAUGUUGGAAACCUUGUUGUUGUCGUAUUAGAAAAGUUUUCAAAGCAGCUUCAGGAAAUCUAUCCCAGAAUACUUGAAGCUGCCACCAAAAAAUUUCUUGGCGCGCAUAAUGUGUUUACAACAGAAAACUUGGCUAAUGUGUUUUGCUAUCUGGUGUCCCUCAACCCUGCUGAAGUAAUAAAUUUCUUAUCUUCUUUCUCGAUUGAUCAACAAGAACAAAGUGUACUUUGCCCCGUGCUGUCCAAGUGGCUAGAGUCAUUUGAAGUUCUUCGAGGUGAAAAACGUAUAAAAGAAAAUAUUAUGGCUCUCUCGAAGCUAUUUUUCCAAGCCGACAGCAGAAUUGAUAAAAUUUACGUGAAUGGAGAUCCUAUUCCAUACUCUGGGGAUAUGAUUAUAACAAGAUCGAUGGCAAAAAGCAUGCCUGAGAAAUACACGAGGAUUACAGCAUACCAAAAGAUUGUUAAGCUGUUUGUUGCCGAACUUGACUUUCAAACGUCUCAAACAGACCUUGAAAAGUACAUACCUAUGAGCGCUAAAAAGACUGAAUGCUCCACAAUAGCAAACGCUGAAGCUGGUCAAGAAGAGAGUGACUGGGAGGAUGUUGAUGAUGUUCUAGAAUACGAGCAGCUUCAACACUUUGUAGACCAGGAUACUUUUUCCAGUGACCGAGACGAAGAGGAUGUUAUCCCUGGAAUUAAAAACGUUCAACAAAGCACUCGCGAACUUUUAAUUAGCUUCUUCAAAGAAGCUGCCUCUCAGAAUAUAAAUGACUUCAAGACAAUCUAUGAUAAUUUGUCUGAAAAUGAGAAAAGGAUUUUAUCAGAGAAUCUUGUUUGA
Molecule: messenger RNA, 3066 nt
Organism: Lachancea thermotolerans CBS 6340
Lineage: Eukaryota; Fungi; Ascomycota; Saccharomycetes; Saccharomycetales; Saccharomycetaceae
Gene: KAP114
Product: karyopherin KAP114
Exons: 1
Coding region: 1-3066 (1021 amino acids)
Biological process (GO): protein import into nucleus
Cellular component (GO): cytosol; nuclear envelope
Molecular function (GO): small GTPase binding
Source: RefSeq, a predicted model, not a curated record